Messenger RNA from Hibiscus syriacus, 1621 nucleotides. Its product is annotated as ribosome-binding ATPase YchF-like. Gene Ontology annotation, molecular function: ATP binding; GTP binding; ATP hydrolysis activity. NCBI's taxonomy places the organism in Eukaryota, Viridiplantae, Streptophyta, Magnoliopsida, Malvales, Malvaceae. The transcript has 11 exons. Bases 78 to 1328 code for a protein of 416 amino acids. Gene Ontology annotation, cellular component: cytoplasm. The record is from RefSeq and is a predicted model, not a curated record.
GUAAAACCCGAAGGCCAUAAAUCAAACCAGAACCAGUGGCCGUAUUCUUUUAUCCACUGAAGCCUUCGUCUUCUACAAUGGCAAGAACAGCAUGCAAUAGUCUUCUUUCUUCUGUAACUCUUUUUCCAAGCAAAGCCUCCUUUUUCACCGAAAUUCCUCAAUUCGUAACUGCUUUGAAUGGGUCCAAAACGAGAUUAUACUCUUCCAAAGUAACCAUGAGCUUAAGAGCCGGCAUUGUUGGUCUUCCCAACGUCGGAAAAUCAACUCUCUUCAAUGCUGUUGUUGAAAAUGGGAAAGCACAAGCUGCUAAUUUCCCGUUUUGUACGAUAGAGCCAAACGUGGGGAUUGUUGCGGUUCCGGAUCCUCGGCUUCACGUUCUUUCUGAACUCAGCAAGUCUCAAAGAGCUGUCCCUGCUUCUAUUGAGUUUGUUGACAUUGCUGGUCUCGUUAAAGGUGCUAGUCAAGGGGAGGGAUUAGGAAAUAAAUUCUUAUCGCAUAUCCGUGAAGUGGACUCCAUUCUUCAGGUUGUACGCUGUUUCGAGGAUAAUGACAUUGUUCAUGUGAAUGGAAAAGUUGAUCCCAAGUCAGAUAUUGAUGUAAUCAAUUUGGAACUUGUUUUCUCUGAUUUAGAUCAGAUUGAGAAAAGAUUGGAGAAGCUUAAAAAGGGAAAGGCGAAGGAUUCACAAUCUAAAGUAAAGGAGGAAGCAGAAAAGUCUGCCUUGGAAAAGAUUCAGCAGGCACUUAUAGAUGGAAAGCCAGCACGAUCCGUUGCACUAAACGACUACGAAAAGGAUGCUGUGAAACAUCUUUGCUUGCUGACUAUGAAACCAAUCAUAUAUGUGGCCAAUGUAGCAGAAUCAGAUCUUGCUGAGCCUGGAAAUAAUUCCUAUGUUAACGAAGUGAUGAAUCUUGCUUCUGAAUUUCAGUCUGGAAUUGUAACAAUUUCUGCACAGGUUGAAUCAGAGCUCACUGAACUUCCGUCAGAAGAACGAACAGAAUUCUUGAAAUCUCUUGGUGUCAGUGAAAGUGGACUUGGAAACCUUAUUAGAGAAACAUAUAGUCUUCUAGGGCUACGUACGUACUUUACAUCUGGGGAGAAGGAAUCAAAAGCAUGGACAAUACUUGCAGGAAUGACUGCUCCUCAAGCUGCCGGAGUCAUUCACUCUGAUUUUGAGAAAGGCUUCAUUCGUGCUGAGACGGUAUCCUAUGAUGAUUUUGUCGCGUCUGGUUCACUAGCAGCAGCAAGAGAGAAAGGACUUUUGAGAUCCGAGGGUAAAGAUUACGUAGUACAAGAAGGAGACGUACUGCUGUUUCGCUUCAACGUUUGAUGACUGUUCUUCCGACGCCGAAGGCAAAUUCAUGAUUCUUUUUCCCAUCAAAGCAGUGAACAAGAAAUGUAAAACUCUUUGGUUUUAUAUACGACAGUUGUCUAAGAGACUAAGACCAUGUUCAACGUCAGGAAAAUAGUAUAGGAUUGAAAUUAUUCUUUCAUCAUAGCCAAACCAAGAGAUAUUUUCGGAUAUUUUGCUUGAAGAAUUGUUUGUCUGUAAUUCAAAAGUAAAACGAAGGUAAACCCAAGAUUCAGUCUAGUUGGUUCUUACAUUCAACGUCUAUAGCAUAU